CGUCACUCUCCGGCGAUAGUGUGACUGUGCGUUUGUCAGGAGCCGCGCUUUGAAGAAAAGUGACUAGAGAAACAGACUUGCCGAUAGAUUUUAGCCUACUUAAAUGGGACAUUUCCAGAGAUCUGCGAUGGAAUAACAGCAGCAGACCCAUCACCUUCAUCAUCACCUCCACCACCACCACCACCACCACCACUAUGGCGACUCGUUCGGACAGUGGCCGGCGUAAGUGGGCGGCAGUACGCGGCCGGCUUGGCUCCUCCCAGGAUUCUGACUCCUCCUCCUCCUCGUCCUCUCAGGAGGCCAACCUGGAGAGCGCAGACCCCGAGCUAUGCAUACGCCUGCUCCAGGUGCCCACAGUGGUGAACUACUCGGGCCUGAAGAAGCGUCUGGAGGGCAGCGACCGCGCCUGGAUGGUUCAGUUCCUGGAGCUGAGCGGCCUGGACCUGCUGCUGGAGGCCCUGGACCGCCUGUCGGGGCGCGGCUGCUCGCGCAUCGCAGACGCCCUCCUGCAGCUCACCUGCGUCAACUGCGUGCGCGCCGUCCUGAACUCGUCCAGCGGGAUCCACUUCAUCAUCGAGAACGAGGGCUACGUGCGCAAGCUGUCUCAGGCUCUGGACACCUCCAACACCAUGGUGAAGAAGCAGGUGUUUGAGCUGCUGGCUGCCCUCAGCAUGUUCUCCCCGGACGGCUACCGCCAGGCUCUGGACGCCCUGGACCACUACAAGGGUGUGAAGACGCAGCAGUACCGCUUCAGCGUGAUUAUGAAUGAGCUGCAGUCCGCGGAUAACGUGCCCUACAUGGUCACGCUCCUCAGUGUCAUCAACGCUCUCAUCUUCGCCACCGAAGACCUGCGGCAGAGGGACAAGAUGCGCAAGGAGUUCAUAGGGUUACAACUGCUUGAUCUUCUUCCAAAACUCAGGGAAAAAGAAGACGAAGAUUUAUUAAUUCAGUGCGAGUCAUUCGAAGAUGCCAUGGCGGAGGACGAAGAGGAGCUCCUCAGGCGUUAUGGGGGAGUUGAUAUGAGCUCUCACCAUGACGUGUUUUUAGCGGUCUUCAAUAAAGUGAGCAGCUCUCCGUCCGCCCAGCAGUUGCUGUCCAUGCUUCAGUCUCUGCUGCUGGUGGGCCCAGAGCGCACAGACAUAUGGCAGGCAUUGGAGGCCAUCACCAAUCGCGCCGCCAUGUUGGCCCAAGACUCUGAGCUGAGCUCUUGGGAGAAGGUGAUGCAGCGAAUGGUCUUCUCCAAGCCUCCGCAGCCAAGCCCUGGGUACCAUACGGUAGACGGCCCUUCACCCAAGAAGAGGCUGGACAAAGCGGUGCAGACGGAGCCUGUGGAGUGGGAACUACUGCUCCCCUGCAAGGAUGUCACCACCACCGCCACCAGCCCUCGGUCUCCCCCUCCACCCAGCUCCUCCCAGCUGCCUGUGUCCUUCUCCACUCCAGAUGCCCAAACCCCUGCCUGUCCUCCUCCUGCACCCCCACCUCCACCACCACCCCCACCACCACCACCUCCUCCUCUCCCUCCCGGUAUGGGAGGCCUAUGUGCACCUCCUCCACCCCCUCCCUUACCCUCCUCCAUUGGAGGUCCUCCUCCUCCCCCACCACCACCACCACCACCUCCUCCUCUACCAGGGAUGGAGCCUUCUGGGGCUCCUGUGAUGCCUCCUCCUCCACCUCCUCUACCCGGGAUGGGGGGACCGUGUGGCCCUCCACCUCCUCCUCCACCUCCACCUCCACCAGGGAUGGGUGCUGCUGGUGGUAGUGGUCCCCCACCCCCACCUCCUCUGCCGGGAAUGCCUGGGCCUCCUGCCCCCCCUCCACCCCCAGGCAUGGGUGGUGGUCUGGUGGUGGCCCACACCAGCCAGUCUGUGGGAUGCAUGUCCAUGAAGGCCUUCAAGCCAUCUCCCUUCCCCACCUUGCGGAUGAAGAAGCUCAACUGGCAGAAGCUCAACUUCAGAUCAGUGCCUGACGGCGAGUCCAUGUGGAAGAGUGUGCAGAGCCAGACGGAGGCCCCCGGCCAGCCCAACUACAGCAGCAUCGAGCAGCUCUUCUGCCUCCCCGACGCCCAGACCAAAGAGAAGAGCGCAGCUGCAGCCCCCGUCAAGAAGGAGCCCAAAGAGAUCUCCUUCAUAGAUCCAAAGAAGAACCUCAACUUGAACAUAUUCCUGAAGCAGUUCAAGUGCUCCUAUGAAGAGUUUGUAGCCCUAAUUGAGAAGGGGGAUCGGUCCAAGUUCGACGUGGAAAUCCUUAAACAACUAUUGAAGUUGCUGCCAGAAAAGCACGAGACGGAGAACUUAAAGGCGUAUCAAGGGGAGACAGAAAAGCUGGCCAAUGUGGAUCGGUUUUAUCUGAAGCUGCUGGCUGUGCCACGCUACCAGUUGAGGAUUGAGUGCAUGCUACUGUGCGAAGAGACUGCCUCGGUGCUGGAUAUGCUGAACCCCAAAGCAGAGCUGGUGGAGGCAGCGUGUGACAGCUUGCGGUCAAGUACUUUGCUGCCCAAAUUCUGCAAAUUGAUUCUUGAUGUCGGAAACUUCCUCAAUUAUGGCAGUCACACGGGCAACGCAGAAGGCUUCCGAAUCAGCUCGCUGCUCAAGCUGACGGAGACCAAGGCCAAUAAGAGCCGCAUCACCCUACUCCAUCACAUCCUGGAGGAGGCAGAACUGAAUCAUCCUGAGCUGCUUAACCUUGCUGAUGACAUUGAGACAUCGGAGAAAGCCGCAGGGGUGAACCUGGAGUCCAUCCAGGGGGAGACGAGUGGGCUACUCAAGCGCCUGACUGGAGCGGUGAAUAAGGUCUCGUCAGUGGACGAUGUGAAGGAACAGUUCCAGAGUGUUACGGAGGAAAACCUAAAGGCAUGUCAAGCCUUGCAGGAGCGCUUUGCCGAGAUCGAGAGGAAGAAAGCUGAUCUGGCUGUUUACCUGUGUGAGGACCCAGCAAAGCUUUCUCUAGAAGAGCUCUUCAGCAACAUCAGGACCUUCAGGGGCCUCUUCACCAAAGCCCUAAAGGAGAAUAAGAUGUGGAAGGAGCAGGCUGCCAAAGCAGAGAAGAGGAAGAAGCAGCUGGCAGAAGAAGAGUCCAAGAGGCAGAAAGGAGAGGGCGGGAAGAUUAUUCGCAAGGGCGUUGUCCCAAAAGAAGACGGGUGCAUCAUCGACCACCUCCUGUCAGACAUCCGCAAGGGCUUCCAGCUGAGGAAGACGCGUCCCAGGUGCGAAAAUGACAGUGCACCUCCUAGCGAAACACGUAGGGAUAACGACCAAUCUGGAGGAAAAGCAGCAGAACCCACUCUCCAGCCCCCCGGAGCCCAAGGACCCCCACCGUCUCCAGCAGUGCAGCCGCCGGCCCUGCCCUCUGGCCCACUCCACCCCGCUGCAGGAGGUGCAGCCGGAGCUGACCCGCACCGCUCCUCUGACUCCUCUCGCUCUCCUGACACGCCACAGACUGCGUCACCACUAACCAAUGGGCAGAGCCUCCCUGGAAAGACGUCCCCACAACUCCCCAAGUCCUCAGCAGUAACACCUGCACCACCGGUACCAGCAGUCCAGUCCUCUGAACUCCCACCCUCCUCGGGUGCAGAAAACGGAGCAAAGUGUGAGCAGCCGCAUCUCUCCCCUCGUUCUGACCCUGAAACGCACACACCCAGCAUCCCAAAAACUCAGCCAACGGAUAUCAUGGAUGUAAACGAAGAUGCAGAUCACAAACCUUUUCAGAACGGCACCACCAACAGCCAGGAUGUUAUCAUGUCAGAGCAGAAUGGUCACCUCAGCUGCACACAACCACAACCAUCACCACAUCUGGAGCCAAAUAAGACCUCCAAUGGCAAGAUGACGAACGGAGACCUUGGUGCUGGGGAGAACAACCAGCACGCCUGUCUGGUCAGGCAGGUGGCCUUGCGGGACCUGGGCAGCAGCCUGGAGGUUGUGGAGCUUGAAGAGAACAACAACAACACCACCACCACCACUACGACCACUGAAGCACCUCCAUCUUGCACAGUCGCAACUCCAUCUUCCACCUCCAUGGAGGAGGAGGAGAAGGAGAAGGCUUCCCAAGAUGGUGUCAGCGAACAGGCGGAGGGAGAAGACGGGCAUCCUCUCCUCUCAGCAUCAACGUCAUCAUCACCAUCUCAACAGGAAGCACUGCAGAAUGGCGGUACCACCACCACCAAGAGCAGCAGUAUUAAUGGGCACAAGCCAAGUGAGACUCGGGAGUCACCCAAUCAAAACCAAGACUCAGUCACUCAAAAACAUCUCGUGGCCAAUCAAAAUCAGGAGUCAGAAGUCAACACUUCCUCAAAGAAUGCACCUGCAGGAGAAGGGGAUUGGUCCUUGACUGAUGAGUCCACAAUGCAGCAUAAUGGAAAGCAAGCAGGAGGAAGUGCAGUGGAGAAGCUGGACAUGGACAUGUCCAUCAAAGCAGCCACGGGCCACAAUGGAGAGCCACAUCCAAGCAAUGGGCAAGGAGGGGUGAAUGGAAGCCAGUCGCACAAGUUUGAAAGGGAGGAAAUUGGCAUCGAUGUGGUGGAUGGCGGGUCAGAUGGUGCUGCUGCACAAAAGCCUGCCCAGGUACCACCCUCAGAAACUCCAGAACCAGAACCAGAAUCUGAAUCUGCGUCUGUGCCCUCUCCCCUUGAUCCACUUCCAGCAUCUGCCACCGCACCCACAAACCCACAGCCUAAAAAACACAAGUUCUUCAGAAGGAACAAGAAGAGUAGUCAAGAAGGUGCAUCGAAAAGGAAACGAGCGAGGGGCAAAAGGAAAAGCUGAGGUUGUCCUUUACCCCUCUAGAGACCUCUGGUGGCUCAGUCUUAAUUCUCAUCCUAUUGGACAUUGCAUCUUGGGCAGCGCAUAUAUAUCAGCUAGUUUUGAAAAUUGAGUGUGUACUAUUAUAUGUAUGUUUUUGUAUGUUAUGUCGAACAAUUUAUUAUUUUUUACAUGUCUGAUAUUUGCCUUUUGUCUGAUGAUGUGUGUUACAGCAGAACCACAGUGUGGAACGUGAAGUGGAAAGAUUUUUUUUUUUUAAUAGCCUAUAUCGUAAUAAAAAAGAAGGGGUAAAGUGCGCAUUUUUAGGAAGGGUUUUAAACGAAAAGGAAUAUUGUUAUGCUGUGAAUGUAAAUAUAUAUUUUAUUUAGAAACAAAUAUAUUAAACAUUUGUAUAUUUAUUGAAUAUAAAACUGAAUGCUAAAGGACAUAAUGUUGACCAAAACGUGCAUACCGUAUGUGUAGGCCUAAUCAAAUAAACACCUGGGCGAGUAUUGUG
This is a messenger RNA of Engraulis encrasicolus (European anchovy), 5250 nucleotides long. RefSeq names its product inverted formin 2 (gene inf2). Gene Ontology annotation, biological process: actin cytoskeleton organization. The record is from RefSeq and is a predicted model, not a curated record. NCBI's taxonomy places the organism in Eukaryota, Metazoa, Chordata, Actinopteri, Clupeiformes, Engraulidae. Gene Ontology annotation, molecular function: actin binding; small GTPase binding. The transcript is spliced from 24 exons. Bases 195 to 4757 code for a protein of 1520 amino acids.